CUACAGAUCACACAUAACACAUGAGAGUCAUUCAUUUGAGUGGGACACUGGAAGCAGUUGGACAGACGGGGAAAAAGACCUCUUCAUUAAGGAUUAAAAUGUACAGGCCAGCACGGGGACCCUCGAGCUCAAGAAUUCUGAAUCCAUACGUGGUGUGCUUCAUCGUCGUCGCGGGGGUGGCCAUCCUAGCAGUGGCAAUAGCGCUACUCGUUUACUUCUUAGCUUUCGAUGAAAAAUCUUACUUCUAUAGAAGCAGCUUUCAAAUCCUAAAUGUUGAAUAUAAUAACAAAUUAAAUUCACCAGCUACACAGGAAUACAGGACUUUGAGUGGAAGAAUUGAAGCUCUAAUUACUAAAACAUUCAAAGAAUCAAAUUUAAGAAAUCAAUUCAUCAGAGCUCAUGUCAUCAAACUGAGGCAAAGUGAUGGUGGUGUGAUGGCAGAUAUUGUCAUGAAAUUUCGAUUCACUAGAAAUAACUAUGGAGCAACAAUGAAAAACAGAAUUGAAUCUAUUUUACACCAAAUGUUGAAUAACUCUGGAAACUUGGAAAUAAACCUUCCAUCUGAAGUAACAUGCAACUUUGAUAGAGCAACUGAUGCCUUUUUCUCAUCAGAAUGUGGGGCUCGUCCGGACUUACUAACUCUGUCUGAGGAGAGAGUCACUGGGAGCUCUAGGGCACAGGUGGGUGACUGGCCAUGGCAGGUCAGCCUGCAGGUGCACGGUGCCCACCACUGCGGAGGUGUCCUCAUCAGUAAGGCCUGGGUACUGACGGCAGCACACUGCUUCAAAAGCAACUCUAAUCCUCACCAAUGGGCGGCCACCUUUGGUAUUUACACGGUGUCUCCUCUGCUGAGAAUAGGAGUCAGAAGGAUUAUAAUCCACGACAGUUAUAGACCUGCAACGCAUGAGAAUGACAUUGCAGUGGUGGAACUUGAGAACAGCGUCACCUUUGACAAAAACAUCCGCAGGGUGUGUCUCCCGGAGGCUGCCCAGAACAUCCUGCCAGGCUCUCCAGCCUUCGUGACGGGAUGGGGCGCGCUGGAGUACGGCGGCACCACAGUUAUAGAUCUAAGGCAAGGACAGGUCAGAAUAAUAAGUAAUAACAUGUGCAAUGCACCAUCUGGCUAUGAUGGAGCCAUCCUGUCUGGAAUGCUGUGCGCUGGGGGACCUCAAGGCGGAGUGGAUGCAUGCCAGGGUGACUCUGGUGGCCCACUGGUGCAAGAAGACUCACGGAGGCUUUGGUUCCUUGUGGGGAUAGUGAGCUGGGGAGACAGGUGUGGUGAACCAGAUAAGCCUGGAGUGUACACCCGAGUGACAGCCUACCGUGACUGGAUCGCCCAGAAAACUGGGGUCUAG
Molecule: messenger RNA, 1355 nt
Organism: Otolemur garnettii (small-eared galago)
Lineage: Eukaryota; Metazoa; Chordata; Mammalia; Primates; Galagidae
Gene: TMPRSS11D
Product: transmembrane protease, serine 11D
Exons: 10
Coding region: 21-1355 (444 amino acids)
Biological process (GO): proteolysis
Cellular component (GO): extracellular region; plasma membrane
Molecular function (GO): serine-type endopeptidase activity
Source: RefSeq, a predicted model, not a curated record